Cryptosporidium muris RN66 is the source of this 1122-nucleotide messenger RNA. RefSeq lists its product as uncharacterized. The transcript has a single exon. The record is from RefSeq and is a predicted model, not a curated record. The coding region runs from base 1 to 1122 and encodes 373 amino acids. Gene Ontology annotation, biological process: RNA (guanine-N7)-methylation. Gene Ontology annotation, molecular function: protein binding; tRNA (guanine(46)-N7)-methyltransferase activity. NCBI's taxonomy places the organism in Eukaryota, Apicomplexa, Conoidasida, Eucoccidiorida, Cryptosporidiidae. Gene Ontology annotation, cellular component: cytosol; nucleus; tRNA methyltransferase complex.
AUGCAGGAGCUAUUAAGAUAUGGAAAGAUGCUAGUAUAUAGCAAUAAUUACUUGAUAUGGAGUAGUGGAAGUACUUUGAAAGCCUUCUCAAUAUUAAAUAGUGAAGCUUAUCAAUUUAAGAUAAAUAGCAAAGACGACACUUUUAUUAAGUCAAUAGACACUAAUCUAGAUGGGCUUAUUUUGGUUUGUACAGAUGAUAGGGUAGUAUCUUUAUUUAAUCUUGGAAACUCUGGAUUUAGUUUAAUUGGGAGCUAUGGGCAUUCUAAAAGAGUUAGUAUAGCCCUAUUUAGCUUUUAUAAUGAUGAAAUCAUAGUUACAGACAAAUUUGGGGAUAUGUAUAUAAUUCCAAAGUGCAAGUUCAUUACUAUGGAGCAAGAAGUUGCGACAAGGAACAGCGAAGAUGAUUAUUCUGAUAAUGAAGCUGGUAACCAAGAUCGUCUGAAUAUAAUUUGUCCUAAGAUGGGUCAUCUAUCAACAAUAACAUUUGCUAUAAGGAGCUUAGACAAUAAGUUAUUGUAUAGCGGCAACAAAUCAGGUAAAGUAUGGAUUUCUAAACUUCCAUAUAUUCAGAUUACAGAAGCAAUUUUAUGUGGACAUAGCGACUCAAUAUCAUCUAUAUGUGAGGUAAGACUAAACAGUGAAACCUUUAUUGUAACAGCAUCUGCUGAUAAAUCCAUCAAAAUAUGGGAUAUUGAGAAGUGCGAAGAUAUUGAUUCACUUGACUUUGAAGAUAUCCCUAUUUAUAUUGAAUAUAUCCCAUCUUCAUGCAAUCUUAUUGUUCAGCUUCAAAAUAGUAAGGAAAUUCUAAUGAUUUCUAUAGGUAAUGACUCAAAUAAAAACAAAAGAUGUGUAUUUUUUUCAAGGAAAUCUAUUAUUCAUAUUCAUUUAAAGAAUAUCCCUUUGUAUAUUUUAGUUAUUGACUAUACAUACAUGAGGACAGAUUUUGAGUUGUGCAUGCAAACAUUAUCUCUGAAGAAUUAUUACAGAGACUCAGAUAUAGUUCAUGUACCAGGCCCAUGGCUCUGGUAUAUAGAAGUACUAGGUGAAUAUCCGAAGUUACCAGUUCCUUUAAAUCACUUAGAUCAAGCUGAAAUUGGAAGCUUCUUUAAGGCGCACACAUAG